ACAAGGUAAUCCAGAGUCGACAAAGCACAUGGCUGGGUCUGUGCUUUGUUACUGGCUGUUGCUGUUGGGAAGAGUAUGUGGAUGACUGUUGUCAGAGUUGUACCAAAAGAAAGCUCAAAGGAAUGCCAGCUUUUUUUUUGUUUGUUUUUUUGUUUUUUUUUUUUUUUACCACUCAGCUGCAAUGAAGCCUGACACCUCUGGUAGCCAGUGAGAAGCUGGUUUUGUGCCGUGCUUUUACAGGAGAAGCCUGGCUGCAUUAACUCUUACUAAAACAAGCACCUAGAAAACUAAACAAAAUUCAGAAAUCCAGUGAUGGAGGUCAACUCCUCAGAAGCCAACAGCAGCUCACAGGGAGGCACCAGCUGUCUGGAUCUUACCCCUGUCACCUUCACUGAAACAAUGACUUUCACAGAAGUGGUGGCAGAAGAGGAAUUGGGAUCCUUUUACUACUCCUUUAAGGAAGACCCCAUCCUUUCUUUUACACCGCCGUCAAAUGGUGCCCCAUGUGAGGACUGCAACUACCGGACAGCAGAGUCCCUUGUAGGACGAGACUCCGCUCGGAGGAGCAGGAGGGAGGAUAUGCUCAGAGAAGCAGGAGACACUCAGAGAAGCGGGAGAUGCUCGGGAGAAGCGGGAGAUGCUGGCCAGCAACAAAUCUUCAACCCUUCUGGAGAAGAGACAGAGCAGCUGGUGACACUUUGGAUUCUCUUUAUUGUCACAAUUGCUGGAAAUGCCAUUGUGCUCUUCUCUACCUGGAGGAGGAAGCGGAAAUCUCGAAUGACCUACUUUGUUACUCAGCUGGCAAUCACAGAUUCAUUCACAGGACUCAUCAACAUAAUGACUGACAUCAUUUGGCGCUACACUGGAGAUUUUUUGGCCCCUGAUAUCGUUUGCAGGGUCGUUCGCUACUUCCAGGUGGUCCUUCUCUAUGCCUCAACUUACGUCCUCGUGUCACUAAGCAUAGACCGGUAUCAUGCCAUAGUUUACCCUAUGAAGUUCUUGCAAGGAGAAAGGCAGGCGAAAGUGCUUAUUGGAGUGGCCUGGAUCCUCUCUUUCCUGUUUUCCAUACCAACUCUGAUUAUUUUUGGGAAACGGCAGCUCUCCAAUGGGGAAAUGCAGUGCUGGGCUCUCUGGCCUGAUGACUCCUACUGGAUCCCCUACAUGACAGUUGUGGCUUUCCUGGUGUAUUUCAUUCCUCUGAUCAUUAUCAGCAUUAUAUACUCGAUUGUGAUUCGAACCAUCUGGACGAAGAACAAAGCUCAGGCUGUCAUCAUAUCCAGCUAUCCUGGUGGAAAAACCUCCAGUGGCUACACCAGUCGAGGGUUCAUAUCCAGGGCGAAGGUGAAAACGAUCAAGUACAGCAUUGUAAUUAUCCUUGCAUUUAUUCUCUGUUGGAGCCCUUACUUUCUUUUUGAUAUUCUGGACAACUUCAACAUACUCCCUGAGACCAAAGAGCGCUUCUACGCAUCUGUGAUUAUUCAGAACCUGCCAGCCUUGAACAGUGCGGUCAACCCCCUCAUCUACUGCUUCUUCAGCAACAGCCUCUGCCCCCCUUCUGAGGAAAGAAGAACUCAAAGACUGGGGGGGACUUCUCGGGAAAGGAGUGAUGGAGGGCAGGAGAUGCAGGUCCUGUCGAAACCAGAAUACAUCUAGCACAAUGUUCUGCAAAGCCACACUGGUACCUGUACAGAGGAAAAGAGAGGUCCCCCACAAGCCCAGUGCACUGUGAAGUGGAUGGACACUGAC
Messenger RNA from Catharus ustulatus (Swainson's thrush), 1746 nucleotides. RefSeq names its product neuropeptide S receptor 1 (gene NPSR1). Gene Ontology annotation, cellular component: membrane; cytoplasm. NCBI's taxonomy places the organism in Eukaryota, Metazoa, Chordata, Aves, Passeriformes, Turdidae. Gene Ontology annotation, molecular function: vasopressin receptor activity; neuropeptide receptor activity. The transcript has 10 exons. Bases 313 to 1653 code for a protein of 446 amino acids. The record is from RefSeq and is a predicted model, not a curated record. Gene Ontology annotation, biological process: positive regulation of release of sequestered calcium ion into cytosol; neuropeptide signaling pathway.